Molecule: messenger RNA, 2434 nt
Organism: Abrus precatorius (Indian licorice)
Lineage: Eukaryota; Viridiplantae; Streptophyta; Magnoliopsida; Fabales; Fabaceae
Product: PHD finger protein At1g33420-like
Exons: 5
Coding region: 127-2250 (707 amino acids)
Source: RefSeq, a predicted model, not a curated record
AACGCUUAGUAGUUUUGCGCCGCUAUUUUUCUUACGGAUCCAAAAUAUUACUGUUUAUCUUUUGCUGAAUCUUCUUCUUUCAAACAUAAAAUCGUAACCCUCGUUACUAACGUUGCCGUGCACGCUAUGGUGCUGAACGAGAGACCCACCAAGCGGAUUAAAAGAGGAGCAACCGCUGAUCUUCAUGACUUUUUUUCUUUUCCGGUUGCCGGAGAUUCCACCGGCGAACCUUUCCGGUUCAGCGUUCUCCGCUUCCUCUCUAGCCACGCGCGCGUCACCUUCCCUCCCUCGCUCUUUCCCUCCCUGAUGACGUGGCAGAUCUCGUUCCGUGUCGGAUCUCUUGAUGGAGAACCGGAUUUGUCACCGGUGACGAUCGCCGUCGACAUCGUCGAGGAAGAAGUGACUCGGUCUCGAAGCCCGGUCUACUGCGACCAGUGCCGAGUCGUUGGAUGGAGUGGGCAUCCAGUGUGUCGCAAGCGGUACCAUUUCAUAAUAAGGGCUGAUUCAAGCAAUGCUUCUGAACCUUAUCAACGAUCAUGUUCAAAAUGUGCUAAUCUUAUUCAAUUUUCUGAACCAAGGUGUAAUUGGUGUGACUCUGCAAUUACCGUUGAUGAUAUAGAGGAUUGGGUGUAUGAUAAUACCCAUCUUUUACAUGGGGUUGUUCACUCCAAUGGUUAUGGUCAUCUACUUACACUAAAUGGAAGAGAAGGUGGUUCAAAGUUUCUAUCUGGAUCUGAUAUCAUGGGAUUCUGGGAUAGGCUUUGUGGCGCUCUCUCUGUUAGGAAGGUUAGUGUGAUGGAUUUGUCCAAGAAGUUUGGGUUGGAAUAUCGUUUGCUUCAUGCAAUCACUGAAGGGUACUCUUGGUAUGGCAAUUGGGGUUACGAGUUUGGUGCUGGCAGCUAUGCUCUUACACAAGAUGUUUACAGAAAAGCAGUGAAUGCCCUGUCAACUAUGCCCUUGUCCUCUUUCUUGUUCCUCGGUCGGGGGCCUCGAACCCGCCUUCAGUGUGUCAUUUCUCUUUACCAGUCUUUGGCAGAUACUGGACUUGUGACAAUUAAAGAUCUUUUCUCUUUUAUGCUGGCAUUGAUUCACAAAUGCCGUAAUCCCCUGACCAAAACAUCUGAACAGCAUGAAGACACUAGCACUGCUAAUGUGUUGUGUCCAUGGGCGAGUAAUGACGUUGAAGAUGUGCAACAAACUUUCAUCAAGGUGUUACUUGCAUCUGGUGCCUAUAGUGAGGACAAAUGGGUGAGUUGGCGUUUUCUCAAGGGUUCAGUGUGCAAGGGGGCUGCAUCUGAGCUUUUAGAUUAUAGUCUCAAGCACUUUCGAGGGAAAUCGGCUUCCAAUGGCAUGGUAGUUCAAUCGCGAUGUAAUCCCGUUUCUAAUGCUGUUGAGUUCAGGCUUGAUCAAUUGAGUAGUGUGCAAAGUGGAUUUGGUGCAAUUUCUAGCUAUCCAUCAGAAGAACAAGUGAUAUCUGAUCUGAGAUUUUUAUUUUAUUCAAUUAUUCACCCUGACAAAAUGGCAAGCAAUGGACGUUGGAUUGUAAAGAAAUCGGUGGUUGAUUCAGCAAGAAAGCUCCUAGACUGUAAGCAGUUUAUGAAGGAUUACAAGCCUGAAAAAGUAGCAGCCGAGCUACCUCCAGCCAUUAGGUUGUGGUGUAGUGUGGAGCUUUCUGAUCAGCCUAAAGAUGAUCCAUCCCCACCUCCAGAGCUAAUUAUCUUGCCUCUGAAUGCUACUCUUUCGGACCUCAUGAGUGAAGUCACUAGUGUUUUUCAAGAAGUAUAUGUGAUGUACAAGAGGUUUCAGGCUGAGAAACUCCUAGAAUUUGGAUCAGUCAGUGAUUCCUACACCUUAAAAUUCUUGCUUGGAACAAGUGGAUUUGUCCAAAUUCAAGGUAAAUGCCCAGCCAAACACAGGCUAAACCGUUUCCGAAUGGAAAGAGGAACCGAGGCAUGGAAAGUUGAUUGCCCUUGUGGGGCCAAUGAUGAUGAUGGGGAAAGAAUGUUGGCAUGUGAUACCUGUGGUGUUUGGCAACAUACCAGAUGUGCUGGAAUUGAUAACUCUGAUUCUAUUCCCUCGAAGUUUGUGUGCUUGAGAUGCCUCAACCUGUAUAGGAAGAAAGCCAGAAAACUGCCAGACCUUGAUGGUAACAAGGCUUGUAAAUCCAACACAACUUGCAGAGGUGUAGCGGUUGCAACUGAUAAUGCAGCAAUUGCUUGCCAAAUGACUGUAAAUUUUGAUGUACGAUGAUUGUAUAGAUUUUGUAUAUAGAUUUUGUUGUCUCUGGUUGGGUUUUAUAUUUAUGCCGAGAGGGCCAGGUGGUUGUGUCAAAGGGUUUGCCAGCCUCUGAUUUUUGAGAGCUUUAGGCUCCUUCAACUGUCUGUUUUAUAUUAAUGAGCUUAAUGAAAUGGCCUCGUUAUAUAAGCUUUUUAAC